Messenger RNA from Harpegnathos saltator (Jerdon's jumping ant), 1877 nucleotides. It is a transcript of the gene mldr, whose product is annotated as mitochondrial ribonuclease P catalytic subunit. Gene Ontology annotation, cellular component: mitochondrial ribonuclease P complex; mitochondrion. The transcript has 6 exons. The record is from RefSeq and is a predicted model, not a curated record. Gene Ontology annotation, biological process: mitochondrial tRNA 5'-end processing; tRNA 5'-leader removal. NCBI's taxonomy places the organism in Eukaryota, Metazoa, Arthropoda, Insecta, Hymenoptera, Formicidae. The coding region runs from base 257 to 1864 and encodes 535 amino acids. Gene Ontology annotation, molecular function: protein binding; ribonuclease P activity.
ACUAGUUCCGCAGUGCAGCUAAAAAAACAGACCAAUUAUUUGUGAUUUGGAAGAAAUUUUUCAAAUUUCUUCAAGAUUCUUUUCUUUUCGUUUUAUGAGAUUUUUCCAGUAACAACUGAAAAAGAAGUCGAAAGGAACAAAGUUUUAAGCGAAAAAAGAUUGAUUGUUUUCUCAGGUAUGGGCGGUGCUCGACAGAGAUAUAUUACAUCGGUGUGCACAAGCUAGAGGAAACUAAUGUAAAUAGAUAUAUUACAAAAUGGCAGUAUAUCACAGGCUGUAUCGGUUACUAGGCUCUUGGAACUCUUGGAGUAGCAAGUAUCAGAGAAGAGUAUUACACCAAGAAUCAUAUAAUGAAAACUCAAAUUCAUUCACUACACGCAGCAGGAAAGUAUUUUACUUGAAGGAUAUCAUCAAUACAUAUCCAAACCUUUACAAUAAAAUCACAAGAGAAGAUCUGUCAAGCACAGACUGGCAGACCAUACGUGAGAGCAUUCUUCAGUAUCCACCUGUGACAGCCAUAACAAUCGACAGCACUAUCAUGGAUUUGUGCCUGCAGGAAUUCCACGUAGACAAGGCAAUGGAAUACUUUCAAUUCCUCAAAGAGCACAAUUAUCCACUGAAUAUAGCAAUUAUCGGCAAAUAUCUGCGACUUUUUGCCCUAAAGUCUGAUCGACUGACAGAUGCAGACAAGCAGGAGAUUAUAGCUACCUAUAACGCUCUGUUAAAGAAGCAUCCGUAUCUAGAUUCAAUCACAGCCGAACAAUGCAUCAUUGGUUUAUGUCUGACAGACGAAUGGGAGAAAUCAGAGGAGAUAAUCAAAAUACUCAAGUUCACCUCGAUGCCAGGUACGACCGUGUAUUCUGCAAUAGCCAGUGCAGCCUUUUUACACGACAAGCCUGACGUUGGCUGGGACGCAAUGCGGCGGAUUCUCUUGCGUAAAUUGACACCGCAGGAAAUCGCGUACACCUCGUAUCUGCGUUACUGCGAACGUAGUAAAGAACUCUUCGAUAACAGGCUCGAGAAAAUGUUCACCUUUUGGGCAGACAAUGGCGAGAAAACGUACAAUUACAUAUUGAACACAUACGCUCAAGCCGCCAAAAAUCACAGUUGGUCCGCAGCACCCACGUAUAUUUCUAAAGGAGGAAAAUGCAGCAAAUGUUCUAUGCAGCUGUCUGACUUGUCGUUUAACCAGAAUAUUUUCCAAGAUUUAGUGAAUGCUUUUAUGAAGAAGGUGAUUGUAGGAUCGAAUAUUUAUUAUAAGUCCCAUCCGAAAGAGCUGGAAAAGUUCAUAGAGUUCAUCGCUAGAACGAAGCCUUACGAUGUAGUGAUCGAUGGGCUUAAUGUGACGUAUGCAAUGACGAAAGGCGUUGCGAAGCCAAAUACGUUAGUCGAUGUGGUUAAGUAUUUCGUUAAACGCAAACAAAAAGUGCUUGUGUUAACCCGAAAACAUCAGAAAAAACUAUCCGUUUUAGAAUACAUACAGAAAUAUGCGUUUGUUUUCUGGACUAAUAAUUUAUCCUCCGAUGAUCCAUAUAUAUUGUAUGCGACUCUGGCAAGCGGAGAAAAGGCAAUAUUUGUAUCGUCAGAUCUGAUGCGUCAGCACAAGUAUCUUUUGGGAGACAACCGCUUACAAUGGGAGUUCAAGAAAUGGCAAUGCUCACAUCAGUAUUUUGUGAGAUCGUCAGGAAACCAGUUUAAAAUCAUAUCGCCAUUCAACUUUAUGCCACAUGCUCAGAAGAACUCCAACAGCUGGCAUAUACCAUAUCUCAGUGACACUUCCACGAAUGCAGAGACAUAUGAGUUCCCCGACAAGUGGUAUUGUUUCCAUAAAAUGCAUAACAAAAAUAAAAAAGAUCAAUAUUAAGAUUAUGCAUUUA